Messenger RNA from Penicillium alfredii, 2598 nucleotides. RefSeq names its product putative DNA mismatch repair protein. Gene Ontology annotation, molecular function: ATP-dependent DNA damage sensor activity; ATP binding; mismatched DNA binding. Gene Ontology annotation, cellular component: MutLalpha complex. The transcript is spliced from 3 exons. The record is from RefSeq and is a predicted model, not a curated record. Gene Ontology annotation, biological process: mismatch repair. NCBI's taxonomy places the organism in Eukaryota, Fungi, Ascomycota, Eurotiomycetes, Eurotiales, Aspergillaceae. Bases 1 to 2598 code for a protein of 865 amino acids.
AUGCCGAUCGCGGCCCUCCCCCCAACGACCAUCCGAGCGAUUGGUUCCGCAUCGGUCAUCUCAGAUCCAUGCUCCGUUGUCAAGGAACUUGUCGAUAAUGCCCUAGAUGCUUCUGCAUCGUCGGUGAUGGUUGAAAUGUCACAGAAUACCGUCGAUGUAAUUCAGCUCAAAGACAAUGGUCACGGCAUUUCGUCCGAGGAUUAUCCAAAUGUUUGCAAGCGGACUUUCACCAGCAAAAUCCAGACUGUGGAUGACCUUAGGACGAUUGGGGGAGCUUCGCUGGGAUUCCGGGGUGAAGCCUUGGCCAGUGUUGCGGAAUUGUCCGGAGGUGUCACCAUCACCACGCGUGUGGAUUCCGAAGUCGCUGGGUCAUGUCUCAAGUAUGGAAGAGAUGGAGAACUGACUGCGACGCAACGCGUUUCUCAUCCUGUUGGUACGACUGUUCGUAUCACGGACUUACUCAAACACAUCCCCGUGCGCAGGCAGACCGUGCUCAAGAGCGCCGCCAAAACUCUCGCGAGGAUCAAAAAGCUUCUGCAAGCAUAUGCCAUGGCUCAACCUUCAAAGCGAUUUUCGCUGAAGGUUAUGAAGGCGAAGAACGAAAAUGGUAAUUGGAUGUACGCGCCAGGCGCAACUGCAUCCCUCUCGGACGCAGCCAUGAAGAUUGUCGGCACGGAAAUAUCAUCCAGCUGUAUGAUCAAAGAGGCCUCGAUUGCGAAUGAAAUUGGGGAUGGUGAGCCCUCAGAUAAGAAAUUCUACCAGCUGGUUGCAUUUCUCCCAAAAUCAGACACUGACCCCGUCAAAGUGCACAACGUCGGCCAAUUUUUCAGCGUCGAUGGCCGACCUCUAUCCACUAGCAGAGGGAUCGGACAUGAUGUUGUUAAGAUGUUCAAGUCCUACUUGCGUGCUGCUGGGUCAAGAGCCGGUGUGUCCAAAUCGGCCACCGAUCCCUUUCUUUGCGUCCAGCUUCAGUGCCCCCGAGGAACGUACGAUGUCAAUAUUGAGCCAGCUAAAGAUGAUAUCUUGUUUGCGGAUCGAGAUUUAGUCGUGUCGUUGGCAGAACGUCUUUUCCGCGACCAUUAUGGGGAGAUAGAGGGCCAUGACAAGCCCGCCCUAGAUGCGAGGAAAGGAAUAUCCUCACAAGCUGCCACUAUCAAACCUGGCUUUGAAAUAUUAAUGGCUCAGCGUCGCCCUGAACCUGCUGCCCUGGCCCAAGAAUCAGCGAAUGAUGCGGUCGAUCAAACUCUGACCAGUCCUGUUUCGCACAGGUGCUCGCACUCUCCAGAUACUUCUUCUGUGAAUUCUCUCAGCAGUAACACCCCCCGAAGUAUUAAUCCUCACCAAAACGCCGGGUCGAAACGAAAUACUGAAUUCGUCAAUCCAUGGUCCAUCACCAGAAUCAAUGCAUCAUUCUCCACGCCACGUAGGGAACAAGUCCCUCCAUCGAGUACCACUCCUCAGAACUUCUUGACUGGCAGCCCACAAGAACCCGUACCAAGAAGGCCCGGGCCAACUACUUCCAAUAACAUAAACCCUCACAGCCCUGAGCUGCCCAGUCCCCCGACCUCGAGGGUUGCAUCCACAUCACCGGUGCGACGUCGUCAGCGACCCCCAGAGCCUGCCGAGUCAUCUAUCCGGGUCGAUUCACCAGACAGCUCCAGAAGUGCCGCAAGGAAGCGUGAUAGGGAAAGAUAUGGAAACGGGGCUCUCGAUACCUGGUUUCUGAAAACCACACAAGCAUCCCUCGGUCAUGAUACCGCGGAAGAUACUCCCAUGGGAGAAGAAAACGAAGUCCCUUUAUCUCAGCUUUCCCAGGGGAGGUUUGACACACAGACGCAAGAUCCUUCGCCAGGCGAUCGGUCAGCAGUUUCUAAUCCGAAUAUUCAUCUUUCACAAUCCAUAAAUAGUGGCCGAGGUUUCCCAGUGCUUGAAAAAUGGGCGGCCAGUCUACGCGAAGAACCCAACACCGAAGCCUAUCCAGGAUUGGAGAGGGCGCUUGACUUCGAAAAGCGCAAGAAGGAGGCAAUGCAACGACGCCGCACGCACACAGGCAACCGGGACAAACAGCCGGUUUCUGAGAUUGGACAUCCCAGCCAACGCUCGCUUCAUAGCAGUCGUUAUCUUGCCGCCAAAGCAGCAUUAACGUCCGAGCGCAAUUUCACGACCGAGUCCAUCUCCAGGAUGUCACUUUCUCCACACGAUCCACGAGCGUACCUGAUUCACCACCACGCCCAACAAAACUCACAAGAUGGCUCCAAGGCUCGGCGAAUUCAGACUAGCCGCUUGCCGUUCGAGAAGAUACCCGAGGGCCACGAUUUGCAUAAAAUCUGCUUGCCCCAGUCAGCGGAUUUCUCUCAUAUAUCGGGUGCUUUUCAACAUACCAUGCAACAUGAUCUAUACGCUGAAUGUGGAAUUGAGGACGGGGCAUUAUCCGCGUCUCAUGUCGAUGCUCUCUUGCCGUUAUGGAGUCGACGCUUGGCAGCCAUCAUCAACGAGCAGUACAAAACCAGAGACACAUGGCAAUCACCCGAAUGGCAGAUCGAUCUUUCUUCCGUGGUAUUCCAGCACCUACGGAACUCUGACGAGUGUGGAGAUUGA